AUGGGACAGCUUGCCAGUGCUCAAAACACUAGACCAGAUGGAGAUUUUCCAAGUGACAUUGAAGAAAAUCCUAGGGCGGCCCUUAAUGCCGUAUCGUUAAGGAAUGGGAUACAACUAGAAGAAGUUCAGUCUAAAAAGAGGAAAAAGGUGACUUUUAAUAAGAGGCCAACCACUAUAGAAUCAAUAUCAGAAAAAGCUAAGGAGUUAGAGAAGCCAGUUGGAGAGGCGGUGGCUGAGCAACCUCCACAAUUGGUUGCAAGGCCACCACCUCCAUUCCCUCAAAGAUUGCAGAAAUUAAGAGAUGAUGCCGCAUAUAAAAAGUUUCUUGAUAUCUUGAAGCAGGUGGACAUUCAUAUUCCAUUGGUUGACAUCUUACAAGAAGUACCCAAAUAUGCAAAGUACAUCAAGGACAUUGUGGAAAACAAAAGGAGGCUAACCGAGUUCGAGAUUAUGGCACUCACUGAGGAGUGCAGUUCAAGAAUUCAUGGCAAGUUACCUCAUAAAUUGAAGGAUCCAGGUAGUUUCACUAUCCAAAUCUCGAUUGGUAAACAUGAUGUUGGGCGAGCUUUAUGUGAUCUUGGAGCGAGCAUCAACUUGAUGCCGCUAUUUGUGUUCUGA
Messenger RNA from Nicotiana tabacum (common tobacco), 618 nucleotides. RefSeq lists its product as uncharacterized. Lineage: Eukaryota; Viridiplantae; Streptophyta; Magnoliopsida; Solanales; Solanaceae. The record is from RefSeq and is a predicted model, not a curated record.